AUACUAUGAAAGAAAUCGAGAGCGAAUUCUCCAACUUCGUCGAGCUUCUCGCAUUGAAACUCGCGCUCGACUAGAAUACCUUGAAAGUAUUAGGGUUUCUUGUUUUCAAACUCACAGUAAUCCGCAACUUCCUUCGAUUUAUAGUCUUUUGAACUUUGAAUCUCCUCAACACGAAAUGAUGCUGGCAUCAAAACCCGAAGAAAAUAAAUCG
Racocetra persica is the source of this 211-nucleotide messenger RNA. The record is from the annotation of a GenBank genome assembly. NCBI's taxonomy places the organism in Eukaryota, Fungi, Glomeromycota, Glomeromycetes, Diversisporales, Gigasporaceae.